This is a messenger RNA of Neohortaea acidophila, 1362 nucleotides long. RefSeq names its product class II aldolase/adducin N-terminal. The transcript is spliced from 3 exons. Gene Ontology annotation, molecular function: actin filament binding. The coding region runs from base 71 to 946 and encodes 291 amino acids. Gene Ontology annotation, cellular component: cytoskeleton. The record is from RefSeq and is a predicted model, not a curated record. NCBI's taxonomy places the organism in Eukaryota, Fungi, Ascomycota, Dothideomycetes, Mycosphaerellales, Teratosphaeriaceae.
GAUUCUUCAACAUUUUGCCACUACUCACCCCUUCUUCCUCCUCUACACCACAACAUCCAAAUCAUCCAAAAUGGCCCCUCACGCAACCGACACCAACGGCAAUGCCGUCAACAAUGGCGAAGCGCCCCUCGAACCCGGCGUCAGCAGCAAACACGCCCAAGACCGCGCCGUCAACUUCCCUCGGCCUCCCGUCUUCGAAGACAAGCUUGAGCAGCGCGAGUACAUGAAGGGCCGGCUGGCAGCUGCCUUUCGUAUCUUCGGGAAGAAUGGCUUCGAUGAGGGCGUGGCGGGGCAUAUCACCUUGCGCGACCCCGUCAACCCGGACAGCUUUUGGGUGAAUCCUUUUGGCGUCUCGUUUUCGUUGAUGCGGAAGAGCGAUUUGAUUCUCGUCGACCACUCCGGCAAAGUGAUUGAUGGUGGGCCGGUGCGUCUGCUCAACACCGCAGCGUACAUGAUCCACUCCGCCAUUCACAAGGCUCGACCCGACGUCAUCUGCGCCGCCCACAGCCACUCCCUCUACGGUCGGACGUGGUGCUCGCUCGGCCGCAAGAUUGACACUCUCACACAAGACGCUUGCGCUUUCCACAACGAUCACGUCGUCUACGAUGCUUUCAACGGUGUCGUACUCGCGGAGAAGGAAGGCAAGGCUAUCGCGGCGUGUCUGGGCGACAAGAAGGCGGCAUUGCUGCAGAAUCAUGGUUUGCUGACCGUCGGACAUACCGUUGACGAGGCCGUCUUCUGGUUCCUCUCCCUCGAAAAAUGCUGCCAUUCGCAGCUCAUGGCCGAAGCCGCCGCCGCUUCGCGUGGCGAGAAGCCCAUCAUCAUCCCCGAGGAGGAGGCGACUUAUACCUACCGGACUGUUGGAAGUCAUCGCGCGGGCUGGUUCAACGCCAAGCCUUCGUUCGACUUGAUCCACCAUGAGACUAAAGGGGAGUAUUUGCAGUGAUGGUAGCGGAGUUUCGUAGCCAAUGCAAUCAAGGGGUGUUUCUUCCAAUCCCAUGUAGGGCCUGGUGAUUGCCGCGGUACAGCUUAAAGCCAGGCGUCCGGAGAAUGGAUCUGAAUACUCUUCUUGCAUGAUGCAGCCUCAGACGGCUGACCCUACACUUUGCUCAUUCAACCUCUACCGAGUGACGCGUCCGGAAGAUGAAGGUCGUCGCAGUUGCAUCACGGCUGAUUCGUAAGCGACUGUUUUGAUGGCGUCCAGCCUGUCUUAUUGAUACCGUCGCAAUCCUUGUGUCGUGCUGUAACGAGCACUCACUUUCCCCGCAAGACACAACAACGCGCAGCAUUGAAACCAUUGGACUUGCUACUCGCCCAGCUUCUAAAAUCCGCAACAGACAUGCAGCCGUGUGGUGCUCAGAG